This is a messenger RNA of Carassius gibelio (silver crucian carp), 1101 nucleotides long. RefSeq names its product zinc-binding protein A33-like. Gene Ontology annotation, molecular function: protein binding. The coding region runs from base 1 to 999 and encodes 332 amino acids. Lineage: Eukaryota; Metazoa; Chordata; Actinopteri; Cypriniformes; Cyprinidae. The transcript is spliced from 5 exons. The record is from RefSeq and is a predicted model, not a curated record.
AUGACCUUCCAGACACAAAAGGAAGAGUGUCUUAGGACAACACGGCUCAUCAAGGAACAAACCAAACUCACUAGGAAUUUGAUCAAAAAGGAUUUUGAGCAGAUGCAUCACUUCCUGCGGCUGGAGGAAUCGGCACGGAUCUCGAUGCUGGAAGAUGAAGCAGAGAUGAAAUGUGAAAUCAUGCAGGAGAAACUGGAGGAUCUCAGCAAUAAAAUAGUCAGCUUCUCGGACACCAUCCAAAACAAAGAGACAGAUCUAGAAAGGGAAGAUAUCCAGUUCCUCCAGGCUUAUAAAAGCUACACAGACAGUGUUCCUUACAAUCCUCAAGACUCCAAAGUUUUAGUGCCAGAUUCUCUUGUAGAUGUCGCUAAACACCUGGGAAACCUGAAGUUUAAAGUGUGGGAGAAGAUGUUGGGACAAGUGCAGUACAGUCCCAUAAUAAUGGAUCCAAAUACUGCAGCGAAAUGGCUAAAACUGUCUGAGGACUUGACCAGUGUACAUUACGGAGAGUUACAGUCAGACAUCCCAGAUAACCCAGAGCGUUUUGACCUCUGUGUUUGCGUUCUGGGUAACGAAACUCUCGACGCAGGGGUACACUGCUGGGAGGUGGAGGUGGCGAAUAAGACUAAAUGGGACUUGGGUGUUGUGAUGGAGUCUGUGAGCCAUCAGGGCAUUCUGAAUGUCAACUCCGAAUGUGGAUUUUGGACUCUGGCUUUAAGAGAGGGUGGCCAAUACAGUGCCAGUACAAAACCGUGGACUAGACUCUGCUUGAAAAGAAAACCACAUAGGAUCCGUGUCUGCUUGAACAACAACAAAAAGGAAAUCUCCUUUUAUGACCCACUUGACAUGACUCAUAUCUACACCUUCUCAAGUCUGCCCACCAAAAAGCUCAUUCCUUUCUUCUCUCCAUGUGUGAGCGAGCAGGGCAGUAAUACUGAGCCGUUGAGAGUUGUGCCAGUGAAGGUGGCAGUAACCAUCACUCCAGAACCAACUGACUGAACAUACCAACAUUCUCAAGAUAUCCCAUAGACUUUACAUUAUACAUGUCACAUACAACAAAGUACCAAAAUGACCAUGGCUUUAAUGUAUUGUUUUUGGACU